AUGACGAAUCAGAAGGACAACUAUACCGCCAUCAUGGCAGCCAAGCGAGGGACGAACGGCAAUCUCAUCCCAUGGCGCGACCGCCAAACACCAUCUCCGCCACCUGGGCCCACGGCGCCGCUAUCUUCACCGGUAGAGCUGACGGUACAAUACUAUGGCGCUUCCUGA
Molecule: messenger RNA, 168 nt
Organism: Recurvomyces mirabilis
Lineage: Eukaryota; Fungi; Ascomycota; Dothideomycetes; Mycosphaerellales; Teratosphaeriaceae
Exons: 2
Coding region: 1-168 (55 amino acids)
Source: RefSeq, a predicted model, not a curated record